UUCACUUCCCUUCCCUGCCCUAAAUCUAAAAUGAUUUUUCUAGCUCCGUGCGUGCCGCCAGUGCUCCAUCCUCCACUUCCAGCGGCGUUUCUACCAUCCACCGUCCAGCCUCCAGUCUCUUUCUGAGUAGAGCCACGCACGCAUCUCGCCCUGUGCCUCCGCUCUCCUCCCGACUGGACUGAUUCACCAUCGUCGAUUAACUUUCAGCUCUGCGCGACUCUGCGAGCUGACUCCUCAGUCCUCACCUCAAUCCUCUAUCGAUCUUUAGUCUCUCUUUCCACGCAAUCAUCGGCGUCGGCCGUCGCUCUCUAUCGGCUCUCCACGCAUCGUCGGGCCGUCGGCAAUUUGGUAGCCCUCAGUUGAGCCUUUCACAGUCCGUGGACCAGACUCCGAGACCAAGAGUGCCUCUCGCUCCUCCAGCCCUCGGUUGUUUCGUCUCGUACAUCGCUGACUGCCAGCGCCACCCUGUGUUGUUGAACUUGAGUCAACUGUAGAAGAUCUCAAGAAAGAACCAGUCUCCUUCACCGCAAUGAUAAAAGGUUGUUCUUUCUUUUAAUUUCUUGAAUUGCAAUUAAGAAGAGUGAAAAGGAAAAGAAUCCCGCCUUACAAAUAAUCGAGUUGAGGCUGCAGACAAAUUCAAACCCUCACCAGCUGAAAAAUGGCAGAAGAGAAAGAAGAAGUGAAGACGUUUAAGGAUUUGGGGAUAUGCGAACAAUUGUCGGAUGCGUGUGACGAUUUGGGAUGGAAAAACCCUACGAAGAUACAAGUCGAAGCAAUUCCCCAUGCUCUUGAAGGCAAAGACUUGAUCGGUCUUGCUCAAACGGGCUCUGGUAAAACUGGAGCUUUUGCUCUUCCCAUAUUGCAAUCGCUUCUCGAAGCUUCAGAGAAAUCUGGGCAACCGUUCUUUGCUUGUGUGAUGUCUCCUACGAGGUUGGAAUUGGCAAUUCAGAUAGCAGAGCAAUUUGAAGCUUUAGGAUCUGGCAUUGGUGUGAAAUGUGCUGUGCUUGUUGGUGGGGUAGAUAUGGUGCAACAGGCUAUCGCACUUGGAAAGCGGCCGCACAUCAUCGUUGUAACUCCCGGGCGUCUUGUGGAUCAUUUGUCAAACACAAAAGGUUUUUCUCUACGCACACUGAAAUACUUGGUUUUAGAUGAGGCAGACAGGUUGCUAAAUGAGGAUUUUGAGAAAUCACUUGAUGAAAUUCUAAAGGUUAUACCACGGGAUCGAAGAACAUACUUAUUUUCUGCAACUAUGACCAAAAAGGUGAAAAAGCUCCAGAGGGCAUGUCUAAGGAAUCCAGUGAAGAUAGAAGCAGCAUCUAAAUAUUCCACUGUUGACACAUUGAAGCAGCAAUAUCGCUUUAUUCCUGCCAAAUACAAGGAUUGCUACCUUGUAUAUAUUCUAACAGAGAUGUCCGGAAGUACUUCCAUGGUUUUUACUCGAACAUGUGAUGCAACUACUUUUUUGGCCUUGGUCCUCCGAAAUCUUGGUUUAAGGGCCAUCCCAAUUAAUGGUCAUAUGACUCAGUCAAAGAGAUUGGGAGCCUUAAAUAAGUUCAAAGCUGGAGAGUGCAAUAUUCUUAUAUGCACUGAUGUAGCAAGUAGAGGACUUGAUAUUCCAUCAGUAGAUAUGGUUAUUAAUUAUGAUAUCCCUACAAACUCAAAGGAUUACAUUCAUCGUGUUGGAAGAACUGCUCGUGCAGGACGAUCUGGGGUUGCAAUCUCGCUUGUGAAUCAGUAUGAAUUGGAGUGGUAUCUACUGAUAGAGAAGCUUAUUGGUGAAAAGUUACCUGAAUUUCCUGCUGAGGAAGAGGAAGUCUUGCUUCUGCUGGAGCGUGUCAUUGAAGCCAAAAGAAUUUCCCAAAUGAAAAUUAAAGAAUCUGGUGGCAAGAAGAGGAUGGGCGGAGGAGACGGUGAAGAAGAAAUUGAAAAAUAUUUAGGCAUCAAGGAUAAGAAGUCCAAAAAGUUCAAGAAAAGAUGAGAUGAGCAUAACUUUCUGUGGAAUUUUUUUUUUAAAUAGUUUGGCUUAAUAAAAAAUUGGUCAAGCAUUUUUUAAAUGAUUUUAAAUUUGAGUUUAAUUGUAAGUUUAUUUAUUAGAUGUGUCAAAGUUUAAAAUUCAAUAGUAUCAAGUUUAUUAAGAUUUUUUGUGA
Manihot esculenta (cassava) is the source of this 2147-nucleotide messenger RNA. RefSeq names its product DEAD-box ATP-dependent RNA helicase 10. Gene Ontology annotation, molecular function: RNA helicase activity; nucleic acid binding; ATP binding. Lineage: Eukaryota; Viridiplantae; Streptophyta; Magnoliopsida; Malpighiales; Euphorbiaceae. The transcript has 15 exons. Bases 659 to 1978 code for a protein of 439 amino acids. The record is from RefSeq and is a predicted model, not a curated record.